Pomacea canaliculata is the source of this 10227-nucleotide messenger RNA. Its product is annotated as kinesin-like protein KIF26A. Lineage: Eukaryota; Metazoa; Mollusca; Gastropoda; Architaenioglossa; Ampullariidae. The transcript has 18 exons. Gene Ontology annotation, biological process: microtubule-based movement. The record is from RefSeq and is a predicted model, not a curated record. The coding region runs from base 932 to 7540 and encodes 2202 amino acids. Gene Ontology annotation, molecular function: ATP binding; microtubule binding; microtubule motor activity.
GCGGCUCCGCGCGAGCGCCUGCCGUACAGCGGUCGUGUCCCUGCCGUGCAGCGCUGUGUGUUGUGGUGUCGGCGGCGGACUUGCUGUAGUUAGGGUUCGAGCAGCGGAUGCCGGGUCCUGAUGUGGAGACGUGGCGAGGGGCGAGGAGGGCGCCCGGCUAACGGGACUGAGAGCUGCGAGGUGUGUAGCGGUGCCGUGCGGCCGGCCUAAUGAAGCUGCGCCAGGGCUGGCCAGUAUCAUACGCUCCGCUCGCUCCGGAUGAUAGCCCAAGGAGGUAGCAGGCUUCUGCACUUCGGGGGAGCCAGUCUCGCAGGUUUGGCGGAGUACUAUUUGCUGAGACCGACCCUCGAGGAGAGAGAGAAAAGAAAACCAUAGCUGAAGGUACUCGUCACGAAGACGCAUUAAAACCCUGUCGGUACCAGCAGGGAUCAAAUUCUGAUUUAUUUUAAGACGAUUUGCAAGAGGAAAGGUUUUACUUUAAGAAAAAUAGUCUCGUGCUCCUUUGUUCUUUAGAUGUUCAACCUGAUCGACUGUCACGCAGCUAGUCUUGGAGGAUUACUCCCUGUGCCGCUGAAAAGUCGGGGUUCCUGUACCCGCCUGUGAUCAAUAGCCUGGAGUUUUUACAGGAGUUGUGCCGGUGGUGUGUGUUCGAAACCUGGCAUUGUAAUAAGUCAAACGCAGCAACAACUCCUGUCGGAAUAGAGUGCUGACAAGGAGGAUGCCCUAUAAACAGUCCUGUAACUUCAAUGUCACGUGAUGUCGUCGUGUGUGGUUUGUGACCCAACCAACAUGUAAACCGUCAACUCGCUUUAACUACCAAGUAAAAUAAAAAAUCUAGGAGUGUGGCGAAGUGGAAUUACACGGUGUGGACAAACAAAGGAUUACUGCCUCACAGUGGACCGCCACGGACUGUGUGACGUACUUCAGUGGAAUGUACCCUGGCGCGGCGAACCCUUUACGUGAUGUACGUGGUGUGAGGGUGGACCUAACAUCAUCAAGGCAAGGUCAACUCGCACGUCGCCAUGGUGAUGGUGGCGCCAUGUGCUGCACUUCGUCAACUGUCCAAGGACUAGUCGGCCGCUACAAAGUUAAGAUGAAGCAGGCGGGAGAGCGACCUCGAGGCUCGCGCACAGCGAUACCCCAGUACCUCCGCUCGUGCCAGGCCCCUCUUCACCAGCACCAGCAGCACCCGCUAGAAGGGAGAGUGCCAGGGGUAGGGGCGAGUAGUGAUGGAAGGUACCCGGCCAAGCUGUCUGCUAGACAGGAGCGGACCCUCGUCUCACCCUACGCUACAGGCCUGUGCAGUCCGGGCUCCCCCACGCUCCCAUCGUCUCCACCCGUGGCCCGUCACUUGCCGUCUCCUCCCGUAGGCCGUCACUCGUCGUCUCCAGCUCAGCGGGACGAUGACCACGCUCCCAGCAAGGGGCAGCACUCUAUGAUGUCUCCAGACCGCGAGCGGCACCAGUCCCCUCUGUGCACUCAGCAUCACCAGCACCACCCUCAGCCGCAGCACCACGCCUACAUAGUGUCGUACGCCUGCGUGACCCCCACACACAACGGCUACGACGGCGGAGCGGGGGGCAGGGGAGGGGACACGUCCAGCAGCCACGUCCACAACAGCUCAAGUGCCUCGUUCGCAUCGUCAGUCUCCUCCACCACCGCCUCCACAUCUACUACCACGACAACCACGACAGCCACGUCCUUGCCGUCGCCGAUGUCGCUGCAGGACUACCCCAUCCGAGGCACCAUCUCGCCGCUGUCCAGCCAGGUGGGGGUGCCCGCACGGCGACAAGGUGGUGGUGGUGGUCGUGACGGGGACGGACCGGAAGAGAUAUCGUUCGUGUUCGGACGGCCAGACACCCCAGAUGCCGCCGUUGUGGGGCGCUGCAUGUCGCCUCCCUUAUCGUGUGGGGGAGGAGGGAGUAAGCGGCCCUUGUCGCCGGGGUCACGUGACCUGUUGCCCAUUCGAAGGACGUUAAGUGCCAGUGCCUCUACAUCCCUGGUGGUGGAGCGGGAGGUCAUGUCGCCUCCGCCUGUGUCUUCGUCGUCGUCGCUGUGGUCGUGGGGGGAGGGGCAGAUGCUGCAGGGCGGGGUGUGCUGCGAGCACUGUAACGCCUGCCUCAUCGACUUCAAGCGCCAGGCGCUGCGCCUCAUGUUUCCAGACACCGGCAACGGACCAUGUCUCGCGCAGAGUGUGCGCCUGGAUGGGCAUGGAGGACAAGCUGGUGGUGCCCGGCCACGUGAGGCAGCGGCUGACCAACGGUCAGUGCCAGGUGUGCGAGACGCAGGUGCGACAGCUGAAGCAGGAGGCUGUGACGAUGCUGCGCUCCAUCCAGUUGGCACAGACAGCACACAGCGCGCGCGCCGCCAACAUCCCGGCGCUCGUCGGCUCCUGCAACCUCGACCUGCAGCACAGGUACACAAGACAGAGUGCAGCAUCCGGGCAUCAGGGAUGCCACUGGCGGUUCAGGCGCAAGCCUACCUCGAGCACAAUGUCAGGGCCUACGUCAACCCCAAGAAAUACGCCAGUAUGCUUGCAGCACGGGCGGCGGGUCAAGCAGACAGGCAUCACGUGACAGACAUGGCCGCGACCGCCGACCUGGGACAACGAGGUCAGCUCCACCCACACCUGUCCAUGGCUCACGUGCAACCUGUGGCCCACGGGCGACCCCCUCUCCCAGCCUCCGUGUAUCACACUCCGUCUCAGUCCACCUGCUCGUCCUGCCCCUCCCGCGCCAUGUCGCCCAGCCCCGUGUCCAGCCCCAGCUCGCCCCCGCCCAACCCGGCCGCCAUCUCCUUCUUCCAUCGGGCGGCCCAAAAGCUGAGUAAGAAGAAGAAGCGUCAGCAGUCCCAGGAGCCGGAGCCGCCAUCAUACCCCACCUCCUACGGCCACGUGAUCCGCCUGACCCCGCCCCCGGCUCCGCCAUGUCUGCUGCGGACUGUUGGACGCCUCCAGAACCCGGGAGUGGGCAAGGUGAAGGUCAUGGUGAGGGUGUGUACGGCGGGUCCGGGUGGCCAGGGAGAGGUGGGGGCCAGCUUCCUGUCCAUCGACCCCCGCCGUAAGCAGGUCACCAUCUUUGAUCCUUCCGCCAGUGGAUAUGUAACGGCAGCCAACCGUCGAGCAGGAAUCGCCGCCCCCAAGAUGUUUGCCUUCGAUGCUGUCUUCUCACCUGAUGAUUCGUUGACGGAGCUGUGUGCCGCCAGUCUGUCGGAGAUCGUGCAGGCCGUCGUGAGUGGCGCUGAUGGCUGUCUUUUCACCUACGGGUACUCCAGAACAGGAAAGUCGUACACCAUGCUGGGCACCGACCAGUCAGGCCAGACCAUGGGGGUGAUGCCGUGCGCCAUCGCCUGGCUCUUCAAGCUCAUCAACGAACAGAAGGACAAGACCGGAGCCAGGUUCUCCGUACGAGUGUCGGCUGUCGAGGUCACGGGCAAGAACGAGACUUUGCGAGACCUGCUAACAGACAUUGCACAAGGUACCGAGGCUACGGGUGUCGGCACUGCACCUGGUGUGUACCUGCGUGAGGAUCCCAUCUGUGGGACUCAGCUAGAAAACCAGAGUGAACUGCGAGCACCUACAGCCGACAAGGCCGCCCUCUACCUGGACGCUGCUCUGGCGGCGCGUCUGGCCGCAGACGAGGACGAGGCGAGGUCUUCUCACCUGCUGUUCACGCUCAACGUCUACCAGUAUCGGAUUGAGAAAGCCAACAAAGCCGGUCUGCCGGGAGUUGCCGGGGGAAGGAGUCGUCUGCAUCUAAUCGACCUCGGCAGCGCCUCCAAGUCCAAGGACCCAAACAAUGUCUCGCUCAGCCUCUCGGCGCUGGGCAACGUCAUCAUGGCCCUCCUCAACGGUCAGCGCCACGUCCCCCACAGGGACAGUAAGAUUUCACAGCUGCUGCGGGACUCGCUGGGCAACCUUACCUGUCGCACGUGCAUGCUAGCGCACGUGUCGUCUGCAGUGCCACACUACAAUGAGACUUUACAGGUCAUUCAGUUAGCGGCCAGAAUCCACAGGAUGAAACGAAGGCGGAUAAAGUUCUCAAGCACGAGUUCCGAGGACAGUUCCACGGACGAGAGCGCCAAGUUCCGGCGUCCAUAUCGAGGUCUGCGCAUGGGCACCCUACGAGAGGAUGUUCUGUACUCGUCGUCGCACUCAGACCCCGACUACACGUCCAGCAGCGAGCAGUCCUGCGACACCGUCAUCUACCUCGGCGCCAACGGCCAGUCGCUCAGCGACCGGGAACUGACGGACAACGAGGGACCACCCCGUCACGUGCCCAGGACCAAUCCUCGCCUGCCACGUCGACCGAGCGGCUCACGUUCGUCGGGCGACGACUCUGACAGCGGGAGGAGCAGAGCCUCGGACGGGAGGAUGCCUGCUGCAGUCGGCGACCCACGGUCACCUUGUGCGGUCGCCGGGUCACCCUCAGCCGCAGUUCGCGGGCCAGGUGUGCAGCACCCCAUCUCAGCCCCAGGCUCGCCGAGCCCGAGCCACGUGAAGCUGGCUCACCGCAUGAACCUGCAGGGCAAGAGCCUGGGACCGAGGACGCCCCUCGCCAGCGAAGUUCGCGACGCCAACGCCCACUGGCAGGACAAGAUGGUUAAGCAGCACGCGCAGAGAGUGAAGGCGGCCUCCGAGCUGGGUCCUAUCGAAGGAGAACAAUGGAUCGAUGGUCCGGGAGCUGCCAUCUACCCGGAUCCAAAGACUGCCAGCGAACAGUGGGUGGACGGACCGCCGGCUUUCAUCGUGCAGAACGAACAGCAGCAGCAACAGCAACAACAGCAACAGCAAGUAUCCUCGCAACCUCAGUCGCCUCAGCACAGAGGGGACACAGCUCGUCGCCUGAAAAACAGAAAGGUGGAUGCGGAGGAGCAGUGGGUGGAUGGGCCACGAGAAAUGAUGGCGGGGGUUGGGGGGGCUGGCGGUAGCACAACCCCGCUUCACACCACCAAGCAUGCUACCGCGGCGUCGGCAGCAGCGCCUAACGGCAAAGGGGGACAAUCAUCUCAAGCCAACAAGCUGUCCAUGGGGGUUUCAGAGCGAGCCCUGAAGCAGGCGCUUAUCAAACAUUUAGAGAAGGAGCGUCCUGAAAGUGGCGGGUCUGUGGACAGCAACCUCUCCACAGCAGCAGAGGCCGCCGACUCACGACCGUCGAGUAUGGUCAGCAGUGGCGAAGGGGCCAGAGUUGUGGAUCCUGCCUGUCAGAAGACCGACCAAGGUCUGUACAUGGGCAGGGGGGUCAAGGACUGGGGUCACGGGCAGAGACGGGCUGGCGACGGAGUCAGUGUCGUGGACGGGGAAGACGCUGGCAACACCAACGGCCUCAGGUCAGACGUAGAUUCUUACGGAGGGGAGCUUAGUUCACCGUCACAUCACAAAAAGCAUUAUAAAGACCACGCGGGGAAAAAGCUGCACUCCUCGCCCAGACAUUCUCCUAAAGCAUCGCCUGCUUGUCUUAGGAAGGUCAAGGCUGAUGGUUCAAAAUCUUCACGGUUGCAAAAAUCCGAGCUUCCAGGUUCUGCCAGCCCGACGCAAAGAGUGGCUCAGUGGAUCAAAUCUGUCUCCUCGUCAGAUGCCCCGUCUGGCCAGGAUGUCAGUCAGGGUCCAGAAAACCCGAGUUUGCAUGACGUGUUGAUGGCGGACGCCGAAACCAACACUGAACACGACUCAGAUUUCGAGCGAAUGGCGGACAGCACGGGCACCAGGUCAGAUGAUGACGGGCCUAAGGACGUCAGCAACGUCAACAGCAGCGUGGACAGCAGCGACGCGCACGAGCGCGGAAGCGAGGGUCGACAGGAGUCCAUCUACGAGGUGACGGUGGAGGAGCAGCUGGAGGGCCUCAAGUCCCACAAGGACGGCAAUCGUCUGGCAGCCGAGGUAGACGAUGAAACGUUCAGUAGUCCCUCGUGCAGUGCGCGCGAGGCCGAGGACACGGACCGUGAAGAGUCGGCGCUGGUGCAGCACAGCAAGGUCCUGACAGAAGGCCGGCAAAGUUCACAGCUGGCCAAGCAUUUAGCUGCUCACACGUUUCACACAUCUUCAAACCUCUGUCCAGGGCUGGAACCUUCUUUCACUUCUGACAUCUCCAAGCCCCUGCUGUCGCGAAAACCCGACGGUGCCUCCAAUCCUCAUCUCAAUCGCGAGUUUUCUGAGGAGGAUAUUGUCGCUAAGGACCAUUUCCUGAGAAACAAAUCGUGUUUAGAACCCCAUUACUCCACGGUGUGCCACACGGACACGGCUGACGUGUAUACUGCUUCCGGGCACUACAUCUCUGAAGCGGGUGGUGUGUGUGAUGGGCUGGACUCUGGCUCCCCGAGUCUCUCCGGUAAAGGCAGCAAAUUCGCCAUUCACUCAAAACCGCCACUGCCUCAAAAGUCUGCACCCUCAUCCCUAUCAUCAUCUCCGAAAAUUAACGGACACCAGAAACCCAGUAGUAUGUCGUCGUCGUGCACGUCGUCUGGGCCUCUGGCGCCUUCCUCCGCCACCUCCACCCCGAAGUCCGUGUCCAGCAAAGAGUCCCCCGUGCUUCACAAACAAAACUCCCUUAAGAGCUCCCCAGUCCCAGUGAACAUCCCCGGACAUUCAGGCCGUAAAGACAAGGAAAAGGGAGGUAAGGUGGGCAAAGAAAAGUUAAGUGCAAAUGGAGCGAGUCCACCGACAGCUGCGAAAAAUAACGGCCAGAAGGGCGGCAAGUCUCACAGCAAGCUGCCGCUCUUCUCCAGCAGGGCGUCCACGCCGACCGUUGGAGGCAAGGAAGGUAAAGACAGCAAGACGAUGCGGAAGAAGGAGAAAGAGACAGCCAAAAGUGUCCGAUGCAUGAAUGGCAAGCUGGUGGAGAUUAACCCUCACUAUCACAAGGCUAGAGGCGCUAACAACGACAGCGACUCCGGCAACGACAGCGGCAUCGUGGCGCGCGAGAAGAGGCUGCUGUCGCCGUACGCCACCGUCACCCAGCCCCGCACACCCAGCCACUCCAGCUCGGGCCACGGCAGCGACAACAGCAGCACCGUCAGCACCGACAUCCACUCGCAUCCCGGGAGCAAGGGAGACAAGUUGCACGGGGGCACGAGCAGUGGAUACGAGAGCAUGCUGCGAGAGAGCGAGGGCACGGCAUCCUCUGAUGACCACGACGACAGUGAAAGUGAAAACUCGGAAAAGAAGAAAGGGUCAAAACGAAAAGGAACAAAAAGAAGUCGCUCAGCACCUGCCCGCUCCUCCGAGUCUCCUGGCAGCAAUGGCGGUGGGUCCAACGGAUCACGAGGUUGGCACAAGGGCAAGGAUGAGGCAGUAGAGCUCAAGAAGUACGACCUCGAGGACAUGGAACGGCUACAGCGGCGUCGUCCCGAGGAUGCUGAGCCCCGAACCUCGGACUCCAGGCGCGGAAAGGAGCACCAAGGGAAACAACCUUUCGAAGAAGGAGGGAAGCCAGAGGUCAUCGAGGCCAAAGAUCGCAUCAGCAUGGAGCGAGGGGGAUGGGGAUUCGACUGCAAGUUUCUCAUGUGCUUCUGCAAAUCACGUUCGCGUGCUACUGAUGUCUGAAGAUCAACAACUGUCCGUACACGGCAAGCAGACGACACUGUGGGCAGAUGAAUGAGCAUACAGGUUGUAGUUCCUGUCCUACACACACAGGAGCUCUGCAAGGUGGGAAGGGGAUGAAGCUAAGGGAGCGAACUACCUUCUGAAUGAGAAUAGUUGCGAGUGGCACUCUUUUUUCGAAAAUGCUGGGGUUUUCCAUCAAAUGUCAUGGUUCCCGAAGUGUCAGCAGGUAUCCGCUGUUGUGUUGUUUCGGAGGGAGUGCUUCAAGCCACGUGUACCACUCAACCAGCAGAAACUGUAGAUGACAGUGGCAUCUGCUACAUUUUCAAUCCAAAAUGUCAUGAAAAUGUUACCUGGUCAGCGUUGGCUGAUUCUGCCUGUCUCAAUCAUGUUCUAGUUUUGACCAUUCUAAACGUUCAUUAAAGUUCAUUAUUUGUUAUCAGAUGUCACUCAGAGUUCAUGAUCUGAUAUCACUCAAAAUUUCAGUUGCCCUAGCAGUGGCACAGUCAUUGCAGCCGUAUGCAAAGUUCUGUUCUCUACAUAUGCAAUUUGGAGUCCUAGGACAUGACUUGCCACAGGUGUGUCUACAUCCUUCGUCUCAUGCUGUCAGCCAGUCAGAACCCCAGUUGGAGCAAUAGAAAACCUUGAAUCGAGAGGAUGAAGAUCAUAAUGACGACGAUGAUGAGUAAAACAGUGAGACUAGCAUGGGACAUCGGGAAGGGUUUUAAAAAAGUUCGAAAAAAAGCUAAAAGAAAACACUUUGAAGGCAAGAUUUUACCUAAUAGCGACUGUAACAGCCUCUUUGAUUGGAGCUUAUAACAUUAUCCGGCUUCUUUGAUUGAAGCUUAUAUAAUUAUCUAUCAGUUAGUCAAUUCAGUGUUAACCCUAUGUUUGGUGGCAAGAGUCUGCUGUAUGUAGUCCACUGGAGCCCAUGCGAUGCUCUACUCCAGUUACAUUGCCGGACGAACGCGGACCGUUGCCCUGUCUGUGGACACAAACUGUUAGUCCAAGCUCAGCAAAACUACAUGUGAACAAAGGGCCUGUCACCUCCACCUCCACCUAGAACUUCUGCUUUACAGUCUACCUUUGCUCAGUGGUGACGUGUGGUCAAGCUGAAACUGCUGUCAUAUAUCUGUAUUAUUUAUUUUCUACCAGAAACCUUGUUUUAUAACGAUGCAAUUCGUCGUUGAUAAAUUUUUGUGAGUACUCACGAAUCAUGUAUUUUCUACUGUGUGUGUAUAUAUAUAUAUCGAUGACAAAGAUAUGGAUAUAUUUUAUACGGACGUAUGCAUGGUGUGAGAGUAGAGACCCUUCGAGUCGAUAGAUUUUUGUACACGUGUUGAGCUUGGCUAUUUCAGGACUGCUGAGCAUAGCUGCAUUUUUUUUUUAUUGCAUAUAGGUAGAUAGAAAACAGAAGCUGGAAGUUACUCUGUGUCUACUUUAGGAGAGAGGAUCUUGACAAGAUUUCUGUUUGUAGAGUUUUGCAGCACUGGCUCAGUAGGUUUGUCCCCCGAUAGUUUCUGCUGGUGUAGAGUAGAACCCCAGUAACUUAUUUUGUUCUGAGACACGCAAUGUCCAUCUUGAUUGACCAGUAACAAGUGUUCGCAAGAUGGCCAUGCUCGAGUCCUGUCAAUCGUAAAUGAAACUGGAGCUGAUGGUGGCAGAGCAGCUGGUGGAGGUGCAGCUGUGGGCAGUGCAGCUGGUGGCGAUGCUCUAACGUCCUGCAUCCUGACACCUGGCCGACGCCUUGUAGAUGAAGGAACUAAAAUGUGAUUGGUUUGCAUUAAAUUCAAUACAUGUCGAUGCUAUAGUUUCACACGUUUAACACAAAUCAAUGACUCCUUGCUAACUCACCUUCUCUUUUGUUUUCGCCGAGUUCUCUCUACUGACCGUAGUUCAGGUACGUGACUGAGCACGUAGGGGGAAUUCUUUGUCUGCUUGAUACCAAAGCCGUCUCCCAUUUGUGUCCACCAUUUGCCUCAGUCCAUUAUUUUGUUCUGCUGUUGUUGUUUGUUUUUUAACAUUGGUUUUUUUUUUAAGGGGGAGGGUUUUUGUUUGUUUUGGGUUCUGGGGUUUAUUUUUUGUGGGGUGUUUUUUUUUUUUUUUUUUUUGAGGGGAGGGGUGUGGUUGUUGUUAUUGGUUUUGUCCUCUUUGGUUUUGAAGACAUGUAAACUUGACUGUGAAUUUGUGGGGAUGGUAUAAAAAAAAUAUGCCGCAAUCUCAUUGUGACAGAUGAAAGUGAAAUUCUCUAUAGUUCUGUUGGUACCUACAUAUACAGGUGCGUGAUGUGUGAUGUGUCUCAUAGAUAUGUAGCCAGUAUAACGUCCAGGAGAAACUCAAAAGACACUGUCGAUGACUGAUGAAAGUGGAGGACAGUAAGCACCAGUCUCUGUGAACAUUCAUCGUUUCAUCUACUGCAACCAAAAUAACAGUGUACAGGAUAACCUUCACUCGAAGAGCACCCACACGGGGGGAUCCAGGCGAGUGCGGGGGGCAAAGUUCGUCUGGAUUACUUCGCUGUGGUUGACUUGUGUUUAAAGAAACAGUCGUUUGUUCUGGAAUGUUCUGCUGGUCACACUGGGUAGACUGAAUAUGUGUGUUUCUGUAAUCAAUAGACUGAUGUAAAAUUUAAUGUAUAUUGUACUAAAGUUACUUGUGCAUCUGCAUUAAAUAAACGGACAAUUACUGAA